UUGUCCAUUGUGGUUGGGUGGACGAUAAUAGGACCCCCUGGCUUGUUUUUGGCCUGGCCAAACCCCCUGGCCUGGAUUGUUUUACUCUUGGGCUAGGAGGCUACAAUGCCCUCACUGUACGGAUCCAUGAUGGACUUGGGUUUGGAUUAUGUAAAAAUUAAAACACAUUACUGUGGGUGUUAAUAGAUACAAACUUGGAGUUAAUGUGACAUUUUUCAUGAGAUGUCGAAGUUUUUGAAUCAAUGGAACCACUUUCAUUUUCAGAUACUGUUACUGUUUCUACACAUUGGCAACUGUAUCGCAUGCGGUCGUGCAGAGUACCUGAUACAGGAGGAAUGCUGUCCUAUGUGUGCCCCAGGAAACCGUGUCCAUAAACAUUGUACUGAAUAUACAAGCACUUCCUGCAUCCCUUGUAUGGGCUCUACUUUUCUCGACCAGCCCAAUGGACAAACAACCUGCUUUCUUUGUACAAAUUGUGAUCCAGUUGUUGGUUUGAAGAUAAAGCAGAGUUGCACACCCACAUCCGAUGCUUUGUGUGAACCACUGGCAGGAUACUUUUGUGUACAGCUAUUUAACCAAGGUUGUACAUUUGCCAAGGAACACAGCAGUUGUAAACCAGGACAAUACAUCAGUCAGCAAGGAACAUCAUCCACAGACACUAAAUGCUCAGACUGCCCUGGUGAUACUUUUUCCAAUGGAUCAGUGACAGCCUGCCAACCAUUCACAAAAUGUGAAACAUUGGGCAAGAUACAAAUCAGUCCAGGUAACACUUCUUUUGAUACUACUUGUGGACAAACACAUGAUCUGGGACUUGGAGGCAUCCUUGCAGGUGUUGUUGGAAUCAUUUUUGUAGUCAUUUUUGUAGUCAUUGGAGUCAUUGUCUUUCGACGACGUAAAAACACAGGAGAAUCUAAUUUACGGAGUGUACUGAAGGGACUGCUGCCAGUUCAGGAAUCGGAUUCACCACGCAGAGAUAUUUCAACAAACCAGACCCGGCCUCUCCAAGAAUCUGGUUGAAUGUCUAACAUACUUAAUCAAGAAUGAGGAUACAGUUUAAUGUUGUGAAAACAAUUCCACUU
Molecule: messenger RNA, 1079 nt
Organism: Hypomesus transpacificus
Lineage: Eukaryota; Metazoa; Chordata; Actinopteri; Osmeriformes; Osmeridae
Product: tumor necrosis factor receptor superfamily member 14-like
Biological process (GO): positive regulation of cytokine production involved in immune response; defense response to Gram-positive bacterium; defense response to Gram-negative bacterium
Cellular component (GO): external side of plasma membrane
Molecular function (GO): protein binding
Source: RefSeq, a predicted model, not a curated record